CCCAAAAGCUCUUUUUUCCUGCAUGCUAACAAUUGAAGUUCUUUUCUUUUUGUUUAAAUUCCUUCUUAGAAGUCUUAGCAACGUGCAUUCUUCAGUACAGAAGAGGUUAUGGUUCACCCAUGAUUUACAACCAAAACUUCACAAGUAUUCCUCAUUGAGCAUCAAAGCAGACUAUCUUCUGAAUGAAACACUGGUGUUUCAUAUGGAGGAGGCGCUGCUAAAAUCAUCUUCAUUGUUUCCUUAUUUCAUGCUGGUUGCUUUUGAAGCUGGGGGGCUUUUAAGGGCUAUCCUUCUUUUUGUAGCCUACCCUCUCUAUUGCUUCUUUAGCAAGGAAAUGAGAACCAAGAUUAUGGUCUUUAUCUGUUUCUUUGGGAUAAAAAGGGACAGGUUUAGGGUUGGAAGAUCUGUUUUGCCAAAGUUCUUCCUGGAAGAUGUUGGUUAUGAAGGCUUUGAAAUCAUUAUGAGGCAUAAGAGGAAGGUUGGAGUCAGUGAUUUGCCCACUGUUAUGGUUGAAGGCUUUUUGAAGGAUUAUUUGGGAGUUGAUUUUGUGAUGGGAAGAGAAAUGAAGGUUGCUUAUGGAUAUUUUGUAGGUUUCAUGGAGGAAAGGAAAAAUAGUAAUUCUUUCCUAAAUGAAAUUACUGGAGAGGAAAAGAUCAAUUCGCUUGUUGGAUAUCAUAGCCUUGGCACAACUUUCAGCCAACACUUCUUUAGUCAUUGCAAGGAGAUUUACUUGGUGACUAGAGCAGAAAAAAGAAAGUGGCAUAUUCUUCCAAGAGACAAAUAUCCAAGAAGGUUGAUUUUCCAUGAUGGAAGACUGGCCUUCAGACCAACAUUUUCAGCUGCAUUUCUGAUGUUUCUAUGGUUUCCGUUUGGGCUUUUCCUUUGCAUAAUCAGAGCAACUGCUGGCUUGUUUCUGCCUUAUGGAAUAGCCCUCCCCAUUCUGGCUUUUACUGGGAUAAAAGGGACUGUGAGCAUGCACUAUACUCCCAGUGAUAAAAAGUCUAGGGGGACGCUUUUUGUGUGUAACCACAGAACACUUCUUGAUCCUAUUUACGUUUCAAUGGCUCUCAUGAAACCUGUCACAGCAGCAACAUAUAGUCUAAGCAGAAUAUCAGAGAUGCUAUCACCAAUCAGGACUGUACGUUUGAUGAGGGAUCGAGAAAAUGAUUUGAGGAUGAUGGAUGAGGUGCUUUGCCAGGGUGAUGUUGCAGUAUGCCCUGAAGGGACAACUUGCAGGGAGCCAUAUUUGCUAAGAUUUAGUCCGUCAUUUGCUGAACUUACUGAUGACAUAGCUCCUGUAGCAUUAGACAUGCAAGUAAGCAUGUUUUAUGGAACAACUGCAAGUGGGCUGAAAUGCUUAGAUCCAUUGUUUUUCCUCUUGAACCCAUCUCCAACCUACAUGAUCAAGUUUCUCGAGAGGCUGCCAGCAUCUCAUACUUGUGGCAGUGGUGGUAAAUCGCGGUAUGAAGUUGCUAAUUAUGUACAGUGUGAAAUAGGUAAAGCCUUGGGGUAUGAAUGCACCAGUUUAACAAGGAAAGACAAGUAUAUGAUCUUGGCAGGAAAUGAGGGGGUUAUCUAAGCCAACCCUGCACUAACACUCAGCAUCUGGCUCCUAUGGUCUUUAGAAUUCAGUUUUACACCAUUGGAUACUCUUCAGCUAAAUUGUAUACUAGAUAAGAAAUUGUAUAUUUGGUGAUGGUAAGUGGUAUAUUCUUCCGCUAAAUAGUUAACUAGAUAAGAGUUUGCUAUGAUGUAACGUCACGUUCUUUUUUUUGAGAGAAAGUUUUGUUGAUUGGAGUCCUUGUGACUCAUUUAAUUGU
Molecule: messenger RNA, 1820 nt
Organism: Coffea eugenioides
Lineage: Eukaryota; Viridiplantae; Streptophyta; Magnoliopsida; Gentianales; Rubiaceae
Product: probable glycerol-3-phosphate acyltransferase 3
Exons: 2
Coding region: 23-1579 (518 amino acids)
Biological process (GO): cutin biosynthetic process
Cellular component (GO): membrane
Molecular function (GO): phosphatase activity; glycerol-3-phosphate 2-O-acyltransferase activity
Source: RefSeq, a predicted model, not a curated record